This is a messenger RNA of Branchiostoma belcheri (Belcher's lancelet), 1631 nucleotides long. Its product is annotated as somatostatin receptor type 2-like. Gene Ontology annotation, molecular function: somatostatin receptor activity; neuropeptide binding. The coding region runs from base 260 to 1552 and encodes 430 amino acids. The transcript has 8 exons. Lineage: Eukaryota; Metazoa; Chordata; Leptocardii; Amphioxiformes; Branchiostomatidae. Gene Ontology annotation, biological process: neuropeptide signaling pathway. Gene Ontology annotation, cellular component: neuron projection; membrane. The record is from RefSeq and is a predicted model, not a curated record.
UAGUCUUAUCAGUGUGUCCAGGCUUAGACUGAUCACACGCCCUGCCGUUGCAGGUCGACAAUCAAUACGAGCGGGCCGAGCAACGGAAAUUACCAAGAUCGGAAGCGAGAUCCUCUCGACGUGAAGACGUUAGCUAAGAGACAACUAAGGCAGAUACGGCGCUCUUCACUGACAUAGCUGCGAGGUCUUAGGAACUGUCUGUAAGGUCGCGAAGACUGCCAAGGACGAAAAACUACCGACAGAAUGUACCCAUAGCCUGAUGGACGCCCUGAUGGAGCGACUACUGCAGGCCUGGACGGCGAACACCACCGUGACAGUCCUUCCCUCCAACCCUCCAGGCCCAUCCGGGAUGACCGACACCAUCCAGACAACGCCUGCGGUGGACUCCUUCCUCGAGGACCCGACAAACACCACGUUCUCGCCCGGUAACGACACGGGAACGGGCCCGAUGUUCCAGCCGGAGGUGGACAUCGCCAUCCCCAUCGUGUACUCCGUGGUUUGCAUCCUGGGGCUGAUCGGGAACUCCCUCGUCAUCUCCGUCGUGCUGCGGUUUCAGAAGAUGAAGACGGUGGCCAAUAUCUACAUCCUCAACCUGGCUAUUGCCGACGAGCUGUUCAUGCUGUCGCUGCCGUUUUUCGUGGUGUCCAUCCUGCUGGUGGACUGGCCGUUCGGUGACGUCAUGUGCCGGGUGGUGCUGUCCGUGGACGCCAUGAACAUGUUCACCAGCUGCUGCUGCAUCACGGCUAUGAGUGUGGACCGCUACCUUGCCAUCGUGUACCCGAUGAAGUCCCUCCGCUGGCGGACGCCCUGCCGUGCCAAACUCACCUGCCUCUGCAUCUGGCUGGCCUCCUGCCUCAUCAUCUGCCCCGUCCCGUACUUCGCCGGGGUGCAGACUUUCAUCAAUACUACGGGAUGCAUGCUACAGUGGCCGGAUGACAGCUGGGACCGGGCCUGGAUUGUGUACUGCAUCAUCCUGGGCUUCCUUCUGCCCGUGGUCGUCAUCACCAUCUGUUCCGUCAAGAUCGCCCAGGCUCUGGGCCGACAGGCCAACCAGCUCAUCUUUGAGGGGGACAUGAAGUUAUCCGCCUCCAGAAGACAACAGGAAACCAAGAGGAAGCAUAAGGUGACGAAGAUGAUCCUGGCUGUGAUCGUCACGUUUGUUGUCUGCUGGCUGCCGUUCUACGUCGGACAGAUCGUCAACCUUGUGGCCGAGCUGCCGCCCACCAAAGUACUCAUGGGUGUGUACAACUUCAUCCUCUGCCUGAGCUACGUCAACAGUUGCGUCAACCCCUUCAUCUACUUCCUGGUCAGUGACAGCUUCCGGAAGAACGUCAAGUACAUCUGCAGUUCCCGAGCGGCCGAGCUGAGCCGAACCAGUACGGAAAUGAUCACCAACAGCUUCAAGGCCACCACCCGGAGAAGAGGCACCCUGCCAGCCCAGAUGACCGUACGCCAGCAGAGACUGGACAGUCUAAACAGCGCCAAGCGACACAGCAUGCCCGACGUCAAACGGGUCGUAAAGGUGGCAGAUCGACACAUGCCGAGCUUUUGAACUCAGAUGUUGAGAUUUUUCAUUUAUUUAUUUAUGGAGAUUGACAACAGGUGACUAUCACCUCUUCAAGAGCCGGAGA